Molecule: messenger RNA, 4449 nt
Organism: Thamnophis elegans (Western terrestrial garter snake)
Lineage: Eukaryota; Metazoa; Chordata; Lepidosauria; Squamata; Natricidae
Gene: ZCCHC2
Product: zinc finger CCHC-type containing 2
Exons: 14
Coding region: 795-4316 (1173 amino acids)
Molecular function (GO): phosphatidylinositol binding; zinc ion binding; nucleic acid binding
Source: RefSeq, a predicted model, not a curated record
ACUUGGAGCCGAACCCAGAAGGACGUUUCUCUCAUCAGGAGGAAAAAACAUGAUAUAAAUUCAACAACUGGGUUGAGCUCCCAGUAAAUAGGAAUAGCAUCGCCGCCUCCAUUAAUAACACCGUUGAAACACGGAACCUAUUUCUCUAACCAUGCGACGGACACAAAUACAGGUUGCACCCAUUGCCCACAGCCAAUGACUAGAGUAGACUGUACUAGCUGGUCCUCAGCGGGACGCUCCCCCGCCCCAAGACCUCCCGAAGGGUCUCGGAACGACGCGUAGUGACGCCAUUGGCGAGCUCGCCCCCCGAUUGGCUGCCUAGGAAUGUUCCACUUCCAUUUCGUCUUCUAGUUUUUUUUUCUCCUCUCUCCCCCCCCCAACAGUUCGUUGAACUCUCCCGGUUCCUUCCUCCCCCUCCUAUUGGCCGGGGUUCAAAAAAAAAGAGAGUCGUUGUAAAGCGGCGAGAGCGGCGGCGUCACUUGCGCAGUCCGGGCCGCUCUUGCCUUCCAGCUCGCUGACCGCGCGCGCGCCAAGGUCUUCUUCUUCUUCUCCUCAGACAGGCUGACAGGAUCGGCGGCCGCCAUUGCCGCCAUUCCGGCCGUUGCAAAGGCGCCUCCCGCCGCCCUCCCUCAGCUCGAACCGGGGCUUCCUCUCUCUCUGAAGGGCGGCGGGAGGGGAAGGAGAUGAACGGCGGCGCCUCUUGACCACCAAGCACCACGGCGGCGGCGGCGCUGAGCCCGCCCAAUUCACGCCCUUCCCCGGCUUCCUCCGCCUCCGCCUCCGCCGCCUCGAGGAUGCUGAAGAUGAAGCUGCCGGCGAAGCAGCCGCCGCCGCCGCGGCAAACGACGAGCCGCAAAAGGGCGGAGGAGGGAGGAGAAGGAGGAGACGGGGCGGCCGCCGGAAUCCCACUCGGGCCUCGCGGCGGAGGCCUGGCCAGUCGCCCGCCUCGCGUCGAAGCCGGGGCGAUGGGGGCUCCGUCGGGCUCCCCGCCGGGUCUCUGCGGCUGCCUUUGCGGCUGCUCGUCCGGAGGCCCCCGCGAAGCCGUCUACGAGUGGUUCGGCCUGGCGCUGGGCUCGGCGCAGCGGCUGGAGUUCGCCGUCGGGCUGCUCGACCUGCUCAACCCGCUGGAGCUGCGCUUCCUGGGCUCCUGCCUGGAGGAGCUGGCCCGCAAAGACUACCACUGCCUGCGGGACUCGGAGGCCAAAGCUAACGGCGCCGGCACCGCCGCUGCUUCUGGAACCGCCGACGCGGCCCCGGCCGGGAACAAUCCCGGGGGAAGCCGAGAGCAACAGCAGCAGCAGCCGCCGCCCCCGGCUUCUCCCCCCGGGGCUGCGGCCGCCGGCUCCCCGCCUCCGCCGGCCCCUCUCCUGGCGUUGGGCGGCAGCGACUUCCGCGACCCCGCGGUCCGCUCCAAGCUGAUCGUCUACUUGGCCCUGCUGGGAUCCGAGAACCGCGAGGCUGCCGGCCGCCUGCAUCGCCUGCUGCCCCAUGUGGAUGCCAUCUUGCAGAGCUGCCGGUCGCCCCUGGGAAGGAAGCGAGGGGGAGAAGAGGAGGAGGAGGAGGAGGAGGAGGAAGGCGCCUUAGCAGGACCGGAGGCGGCGGAGGAGGGGGGCCUGGGGCUGGUGGCUCAGGAGGAGCUGCUGCUGCUUUUCACCAUGGCUUCCCUGCACCCGGCCUUCUCCUUCCACCAGAGGGUCACGUUCAGGGAGCACUUGGAGCGGCUGCGGGGAGCCCUCUGCCGGGGUGAAGACGAGGUGGGGGCCUUCCCUUGCCGUGGGUCGCGGAACUUUUCCCAUAACUGCAUGCCAACAAGUGAGAGCAGUUUACUUGAACAAAGGGCAGGAGUUCAUGAUAAACUUAUGGUGGCCACUCACAGACCACAGCAAGAAGCUGUACACAUUCAGAAAAUAAUGCUGAAAGGAGUCCCUAGGAAAAGAUCUGAUAAACAUUUGGAGUAUACUUUCAAAGUAAUCUGGUCUGAUCAUUCUGUAUCCUCUGUAACAAAAACACACCAGGAACUACAAGAAUUUCUCUUAAAGCUUCCAAAGGAUCUUUCUUCUGAAUCAUUUGACAAGACUAUUUUAGCGGCAUUAAAUCAGGGGUUACAGAAACAAGAAGAAAGGAGGCAUUCAGACUUUGAGCCUAUGAUAAGGCAACUAUUUGCAAAUACUUCCCCAGCUUUUCUCCAGAAUCAGAGAGUAAACAACUUCUUUCAGACUCUGUCUUCAGAAGAUUUACAUUCUCAUAAUAACCACCAGUCUUCCCUGAAGACAUCUAAAAUGCCAGAACAUUUCAAGGAGGAUAGCUCAGAAGCCUCAAGCCAGGAAGAAGAUAUGAUGCAGCACCCAGUUAUUCAUAAGAAACAUAAUGGGAAAUGUCCUAUUGCUAACACUAUUAAUACCAGAUGUCCUUCACUGGAUGGUUUUGACAUAGCACACGGUGAAUAUAAUGGUGUAGCAGACUGGAGGAGAAAAGGCUGGGCUCUGCAGCAGCAUCCAGAGCAUUGCACAAUACUUGAUCAGCAUGUGGGAGAGAAAAAGAAUUUGCCUGUAUUAAACAAAAAAAAAGGAAAACAGCAAUCAGAAAAAGAUAAAAUAAAGAGGACUGAUUCCAGACUAACCAUGAGAGCCAACUAUGUAAGAGUUGCAGAUGCUCAUCACCUGCAUCCAGGAACAGUAAAAGAUUCAAAUUUAGACAUUACAAUUGGAAAUGACACAUGUGGAGAAACCUCUUCAGAGAGUUACAGUUCUCCUUCUAGUCCACGGCAUGAUGGAAGGGAAAGUUUUGAAAGUGAAGAAGAAAAAGACAGAGACACAGACAGCAAUUCUGAAGAUUCUGGGAACCAAACUGUGCUGCGGUUUACUGAAUAUGGUGCUACGGACUUCAAUAAGGCACUGACACAAAUGUCAGUGACAUCAAACAAUAAAAACACUGUGGAGGAUCCUUUGAGUUCACAGUUUCAACACAUUUCAUUUAUGCCUGCCCUGCACUGUGUCGUGCUCAAUAGUGCACAGAAGCCUGAAACUGUAGUGCCACCACCUAUAUCCGCUGAUGGGAAAACUUUGGGAAUGGUAGUUGCUAAUUCCGCUCCGGUUGGAAUGGGAUCUUCGGUUGAAUCUGAGAAACACAUCGAACUUAUGUCUUCCCCUUUGCCGGCCACAUUUUUCCCAUCUACGGUCCAGCCUGGUAGCCCUGCAUUGCAGUUAGGGAUGCACAGAAUGAAAAUAUCUUCCCCGCAGGCAUCUGAAAAUUGUGGAGUUAAUGGACCCCAGCAACAAACUGGAAGCUUAAAUAUUGGAUCACCAAACACUGCCUUUAUUCCAGUCCACAGUCCAGGUAAUUUUACAGGAACUCCCCUUCCAACAGCAGAUCCAGUCCCAAAAUCUGUAUCACACGUGAUGGGCUUAAAUCAAAUGGUGCCUCAUGUUGACGGAAACACGGGAGUCAUCCCUCAGCCUCCGAAUCUGAAAGUAGUGGUUCCUGCAACCGGGCUCUCCACAGCACUUCCACCAGCUCCUUUUACCGUACCGGUAACUCUUCACGCUACCAACGUUUUGCCUAAUCAAAGUACGACAGUGCUGAAUACUGUGGCAUCCACACCACCAGCUCCAACCACAGGCCUUUGUGUUAGUCAAGUGCAGCCCACUAUCCCUCCUGCAAUACCGACCCACACUCCUGGUCCGGCGCCUAGUCCGAGCCCGGCUUUGACACACAGCACCGCCCAGAGCGACAGCACCUCCUACAUUAAUGCCGUUGGGAAUACUAACGCAAAUGGGACCCUGUUGUCCCCGCAGCAGCAGCAGCAGCAGUUGGGGCCUUGCGGCUCUUGCGGCCGUAGGUGUAGUUGUGGCGCCAACGGAAACAGCCUUCAGAUCAACAGCUACUUUUACCCCAAUCAAAUCCAAGGUCAAGUCUACAGAGUCUCACCUUUCUUCCACCUGCCCUUUUGCAAUGGGAGCUACCUCAGCCAAGGACAUCAGGCCAACGGGACGCAGAUCCCGUAUUUCUUCUCUCGGGGCCCCUACUCAAUGCACGAGCCCGUGAUGGGGAGCCAAAUCAACUAUGGUGUGCAGCAAAUGGCAGGAUACCGGGGUUUUUAUCCUGUGUAUCAAGCUUCAAAUGUAGUUGCCAGUUCUAAUGGAUCAGGUCCCAAGAAGACUGGGAAUGUCUCCUGUUAUAAUUGUGGUGUUACUGGGCACUAUGCACAGGAUUGUAAGCAGUCAUCUAUGGAAGCCAAUCAACAAGGCACUUACAGAUUGAGAUAUGCACCUCCUCCCCCACCCCCUUCUAAUGAUACGUUGGAUUCUGCUGACUGAAACCAAGUAAAACAUUGCCUACAUACCAAAAUGAAGUUUGAGAAAUCUGGGAAAUUCUUUGGAUUUGAGAGAUUCUUUGUGUGUGUUUAUGUUUUGUUGCAUUUUUUUUUUCAUUGCUUGUGAACAUCUGUUC